UUUAAUAACUACUACUGAGCACUGACUGAACUGGUCUUAAUUUACUGCAAGGUAGCUAUUUUAACAGUUCUAUAAGUCAAUCAUCACUUAUGGUUCAGUCUCAUCAGAACCAUUUAAAUCAAAAGACAAUUUCAGUUCGAAAUUGGUUUAACUAGUGGUGACAUUUUAAACACCGUGGCGGUGUUAAUUAUUUUCACAGAAUUAUAUUGCUUUAGUUACAGGUAUGGCAAACUCUAAAGACUUUGAUUUUACUCUCCUGCAUUUACUAAUAAGAAAUACAGUUGCAAAUAUUGUACCGACAAAUGGUUGGAAAAAUUCCCCGUCAUCUGGAGAUAUAUCUGAAGGAGACGAUAUAGUGAGAAUUAGACAUCUACGCAAUAGCUUGGCUCACCAUAAAAACUGUCAGUUCUCUGAUAUAGAAUUCCAAAGUACUUGGAAUGAACUAUCUCAGGUUACAUAUAUUUAGAUUUCAUUAAAUUGCAUGUUAUAUGGUUUGCAUGUUCUUCUACAACAAAAGCAAAUAAUGUUAUGUCAAGCUUACAUUUAUAAUAUUUCAUUCGUCUCUAACCAAAAUUUUUUUUUGUUAUUUCUGUUUCUUUAACAACAUUGAUAUUGAAUCAUUAAAAUGUAUUCAUGAAGCUACAUUAGAUACUUAAAACAGUUUUCUGCAAUUUGGCAUAUUUUCAUAAUAGGUUAAUGUGAUUCUUACUGUAUUUUAGGCUAUAACAAGACUAAGUAAAGGUACUUUAGAAAAAGACGUUUCUUCGCUGAAAACAAAACAGGUCGAUCAACAACAAGGGAGUGAAAUACUUGGUGCCUUGCAAAACGAAAUGUUGGACAUCAAAGGUCAGGUUUGUGUGCUGCAGGAUGAGCACAUUAGCAUUCAAGAUACAAUAUAUGAAGUUGCAGACAUAUUGUCGUCGCAAAGAAAAGAUAUUGAACAAAUGGAAAGAAGACACAUCCCGGACCAUGUUAGAAAUUGUCAAGUUGAUGUUCUAAAGGACUGGAAACAGGAAGACAUUGUGUUUUAUGAGGGAACACGUGUUUAUGAUGCAGCACUGAACAUGAUGGAAAACAAGAAAUACUUAACCUUCAUAGGAGGUCCAGGCUCUGGCAAAACAGCAACAGCUCGCCAUAUUGCUUUGCAGUUGGGAAAAGCAGGUGCAGAAAUUGUUCCAGUCUGCGGACCAGAGGAGGUCCUUUUAUAUGGCAAAUCCUCUAUAAAUCAAGUUUUCAUUCUUGAUGAUAUAUUGGGUAUUUUCGCUGUAGAUAUAACGAUGUUGAACAACAUCAUAAGGCAUCAAGAAAGAUUACUAAAAUUACUAGGAAACCAGUCGAAACUUAUAUUCACUUGCAGAAAAACAGUUUACAAGGAAGCUUUAAAGUUUGACUCAUUCAUCACCAAAAAUAUUGUUGAUUUACAUGGGGGAGAUUUUGACUUAUCCGAGGAAGAGAAAAUGAAAAUGCUAGCACAACAUUGCAACAAAGCCGGAAUUGACAGCAGUGUUUAUAAUACGCUGUCAUUCAACUCUGCAGAAAUAAUGUUUCCAUUUGUUUGUAAGUUGUUUGCAAAAGACAAAACUUGUCAUAAAUUUGGCUCCAGAUUUUUCAAUAAACCAUUUGAAUGUCUUAUAAACCAAAUGGAGAUACUUCAAGGGACCAAUCCUACACAGUAUACUGCAAUGGUUCUAUGCCUUGUGAAUGAAAACAAAAUUUCCCUACAAAGUCUUCCAGAUAAUAAUGUUAAAGAAGAUAUAUAUAACUGUUGUGGUUUAAACAGAAGUACAUCUGAUAGGCAAAUUAUCGACGCAUUAAAACAGAUAACAGGGACAUUUGUUUCUGAAGUUAACAACGAAUUCACGUUUAUCCAUGACUCAAUAUAUGAAAUUGUCGCUUUCCAUUUUGGUACGGACCAUGUGACACAUAUCUUGAAAUACAUGCCAAGUCAUUUUGUGGCAAAUAAACUUAUUGUUUGUGGGGAAUCGACGUUCGACAACCUCAAAAUUAAACUCUCGAAAAUUUAUUUUCCAUUACUGGCAGAUAGAAUGUAUAGUGACAUCAAAGAUAUGCACCUAUUUGACGUUUUUAGGAACACUUCUUUGAACAAUAUUCAAUUUUUAUACGUCUUUAUCAAUUUUUUCAAGCAGAUACCAUACUGUGAAUUUAAACUACGAAUACUUUUCCGUUCUCCUUUUGACCCUCGGUAUGUUAUGAAAAAUGUAACGAGAGAAGACGAAAACCAAGAAAAGGAUGAUGACCUUAUAUAUGAUGAACUUACCAGACAAGAACUAUUGAUGGAUAAGCAUAUAUUUUACGGUGAUAAAUGGAAGCAUUGUUGUCAUAUUCACAGCACUAUAAGCUGGAUUGUUUACUAUGGACAUAUGCAUCUUUUGCUUGAAAUUGUUGAACAUGUACAAAGUCAAGAUGAAUCUUCUGAUUUAGUGUUUGGAACAAAUUUAGAAGAAAGGUCGAGAAUGCUCAAAUUAGGUUGUUACAGUGGGAAUGCCGAUAUCGUUGAAUUGAUGUUGCAAUACAUAGAUGAAGAGAGCGUAAAUUCAUCUCCACUGUAUAAAGAAGAUGAAUUUGUUGAUGAAAACUUUCAUAGAAAGCAAACGCCGCUAACAGCAGCAUGUCAUUUUGGUUAUACAAAUAUUGCAGAUAUUUUAAUUAAAUAUGGGGCUGAUGUGAAUUUACAGGACAGAAAUUUUGAAUCGCCUCUUUAUGUAGCAAUUGGACAAGGGCAUUGUGAUAUAGUAAAGUGUCUCCUAUCUUAUAAUGUAAGAACUUGGGAUAUUUUUAUUCCAGACGACGUUAAUAUCACAAAUACUGCAGUAGAUCUAGCAGAGAUGUGCGGAAAAGAAAACAUUGUUGAUUUGCUAAUGCAGUUUGACGAAGAAGACAAUUACACUUUUUAA
Messenger RNA from Mytilus californianus (California mussel), 2915 nucleotides. RefSeq lists its product as uncharacterized. The record is from RefSeq and is a predicted model, not a curated record. Bases 831 to 2915 code for a protein of 694 amino acids. The transcript has 2 exons. Gene Ontology annotation, molecular function: protein binding. Lineage: Eukaryota; Metazoa; Mollusca; Bivalvia; Mytilida; Mytilidae.